Molecule: messenger RNA, 1635 nt
Organism: Dreissena polymorpha
Lineage: Eukaryota; Metazoa; Mollusca; Bivalvia; Myida; Dreissenidae
Product: histamine H1 receptor-like
Exons: 2
Coding region: 34-1635 (533 amino acids)
Biological process (GO): adenylate cyclase-activating adrenergic receptor signaling pathway
Cellular component (GO): plasma membrane
Molecular function (GO): G protein-coupled acetylcholine receptor activity
Source: RefSeq, a predicted model, not a curated record
CUCCUCUGUCUUGUCACGACCAUCGGGAAUGCAAUGGUGCUCCAUGCGGUGCGGACCGAGCGACGCCUCCAAACAGUGAGCAACAUGUUCAUUGUGUCCCUGGCAAUAGCGGACCUGAUCGUCGGACUGGUUGUCAUGCCAAUAAGCACAGUCUACAUCUUCACUGAGCACUGGUUGCUAGGUGUUGCAGUCUGUCAGAUCUGGAUCGGAGUCGACUACACGGCCAGCACGGCGUCCAUCUUGAACCUGUUCAUACUGAGCCUGGACCGAUACUGGUCCGUCAGGUCCCCGCUCAAGUACCUCCGAAAGAGAACAAAGAAGAGAGCGGUCCUGAUGAUUACCGGGGUUUGGUGCUUAUCUUCAAUGUGGAUUAUACCUAUACUUGGAUGGCAUCAUUUUUUCUACCGCGGAGAACGCACUGUGCCAUCAAAUGUUUGUGAUACAGAGUAUGCCAAAAAUAGUGCAUUCAAGGUUGUGACAGCUUUUUUCAAUUUUUAUCUUCCUCUCGCAAUCAUGUAUUGUUUAUACUGGAAAAUAUUCCAAGAAAUUCGCAAGCGAUCUGAAAUGGAAUUAGGGCAGCGAAACGUUAAGCAAGGUAACAUGCAGAUUUCAAAUAUGAACACAAUGGAUGAGAUAUCAUAUUACAGCGACAACAUUCUAGAUUCUGAAAGCACACAUAGUAGACAGGAUGACAAUCAAAUUUCACAGUAUCCCAUGGGCCAGAGUUUCUCUGAGAAUUCCCUUGCAAACCAGCUUACCAGUUCACAUUCCUACACUGCGAUGAAAGAAUCUGGGCGAAGGGAUCUGUUCUUACGAACAUUAAUGAGGACGCCAAAGAAAUUAGCAAAAAGGAACAAACGUAUAAAAAAUAGAGAAACGGUGUACAGAACGAGGCGUCCUGGGAAAGAAACAUGUAAAAUUGAGUACGUCUACGAUGAAAAUGUCAUAGAUGCUGAAACAGAGAAAAUAGAAAGAUAUUACUAUGAAGAUUUCUCAAACAAAUCGACUAUUCAUGCCAAGCCCAGUGCUGUCCUCGUGCGAAACACCAGCAAUGCCUCUGGGGACUUGUCCCCCAUGAGUACCCCAAUCAGUUCAUGCUCAAGCAGUGAGGACAGGCGAAAAACAAAUUACACUCUCACAAGUGGAUUGAAACGUAUAAGAGAGGCAGAGACCAUAAUUGAUUCCAUGGUUACCACGGCUGGUAAGAAGACUGGGCAACGGAAUGCUUUCGUUUUUAGGGACGAGCGCAUUCGGAGACAUUCACAAUCAAACAGCGUGCUAAAUAUAAAAAACAAAAUCAGAAACAUGAAGCAAAGCUCAGCCCUAAGAAAAGAGAUCAAAGCAGCACGGCAGCUAGGAGUGAUAAUGGGCGCAUUUACUUUAUGUUUUCUACCCUAUUUUAUUCUCUUUCUUGUCGUGGCGUUCUGUGAUGGCUGCAUUGACCAAGGACUUUUGUUAGCCAUGACAUGGAUUGGAUACUUGAACUCAACGCUUAAUCCUUUCUUGUAUCCUCUAUGUAAUGCCAAUUUUCGGAGAAAAUUCCGAACAAUGUUGCAAAUUAGAACGAAACGUGCAAAGUAUAAGAAUAGGAAUGGAUUUGAUAAGUACAGUCUGACUACAGCGCGAUAUGAUUAA